GAGUUCCGGGGUGAGCUGCUGAGUCAGAGGUGGACACACGGAGACAAGGCCAACAACUGCAGGACCUCGAGACUCCUCCUGAGCAGACACGGCAAGAUGAGCUUAGAAAAUGAGGAUAAGCGAGCUAGGACGCGAUCCAAGGCCCGAGCGCCCCCAGAGCCUGCAGGUGCCGAUCUCAGCUGCCCCACCCCAGGAUGCACGGGCUCGGGACACGUCCGGGGCAAGUACUCCAGGCACCGCAGUUUGCAGAGCUGCCCUCUGGCCAAGAAGAGGAAGCUGGAGGGCGGGGAGGCCGAGCACCUGGUGUCCAAGCGGAAGUCACACCCCCUGAAGCUGGCUCUGGACGAGGGCUACGGCGUGGACAGCGACGGCAGCGAGGAUGCUGAGGUGAAGGACGCCUCUGUGUCGGAUGAAUCAGAAGGAACUCCGGAGGAGGAUGAGGCUGAGAUGUCAGAACAGGAGGAGAUUCAUCGCCCUGAGCCAGCUGAAGGAAGGAGCCCCGUCAAGUCUCAUUUCGGAUCCAACCCCGUCAGCAGCUCCAUGGGCUCCUCCAAGGGCAGCUACAGCAGCUAUCAGGAAAUCAUUGCAACUUCUCUCCUAAACUUGGGCCAAAUAGCUGAAGAGACCCUGGUCGGGGAGGACUCUGGCCAGGUGGCCAAGGCAGGCCCCAGCAUUGUGCACCUGGUUCAGGAGGAGCCUGAGGAAGGAGCUACCAGCGACGAGGGGGAAAAGGACGUCUUCAUUCAGCCAGAGGAUGCGGAGGAAGUCAUUGAAGUCACCAGUGAGCGCCCCCAGGAGCUGUGUCCCCAGUCCCUGGAGGCCGUGGCCAGCGAGGAGUCUAGCCAGCGGCAAGUCAGCCUGGGUCAUGAGGAUGAAGAGGAGGAGGAGGAGGAUGAAGAUGAGGAGGAGGAAGAGGAGGAAGAGGACGAGGACGAUGAGGAUGACGAGGACGAUGAGGAGGAGGCUGCUCCCGAGCUGAUCUGCCCGGAGGAUGCCUCCCCUCAGAAGGCCCCCAAGCCUGAGUACUCUGUCACGGUGGAGGUGCACUCUGACGACGGCAAGGAUGAGGACUCGCGCUCCCAGAAGUCCACGGUCACGGACGAGUCGGAGAUGUAUGACGUGAUGACCCGCGGGAACCUGGGCCUCCUGGAACAAGCCAUCGCCCUGAAGGCUGAGCAAGUGAGAGCCGUCUGCGACCCAGGCUGCCCGCCUGUUGAGCAGGGCCAGUUGGGCCCUGGCGAGCAAGGGAAGGUGGCAAGGCCCUUGGAUGCUGCGAGGAAGAGCUAUUGCAGCAAAGAUCCCUCAAGAGCUGAGAAGCGUGAGAUCAAGUGCCCCACGCCGGGCUGCGACGGCACUGGCCACGUCACUGGGCUGUACCCUCACCACCGCAGCCUGUCUGGCUGCCCCCACAAGGACAGGAUUCCCCCGGAGAUCUUGGCCAUGCACGAGAACGUGCUGAAGUGCCCCACUCCUGGCUGUACGGGCCAGGGCCAUGUGAACAGCAACCGCAACACACACAGAAGUUUGUCUGGGUGCCCUAUUGCUGCUGCUGAGAAGUUAGCCAAAUCUCAUGAGAAGCAACAGCCGCAGACGGGAGAUCCUUCCAAGAAUAGCUCCCACUCGGACCGGAUCCUCAGGCCCAUGUGCUUUGUGAAGCAGCUCGAGGUCCCUCCGUACGGAAGUUACCGGCCUAGUGUGGCUCCUGCCACACCCAGGGCCAACCUGGCCAAGGAGCUGGAGAAGUUCUCCAAGGUCACCUUCGAUUACGCAAGUUUUGACGCUCAGGUUUUUGGCAAACGCAUGCUUGCCCCAAAGAUUCAGACCAGCGAAACCUCACCUAAAGCCUUUAAAUGCUUCGACUAUGCCCACGACGCGGAGGCCGCUCACAUGGCUGCCACCGCCAUCCUGAACCUCUCCACUCGCUGCUGGGAGAUGCCCGAGAACCUCAGCACGAAGCCACAGGACCUGCCCAGCAAGGCAGCGGACAUCGAGGUGGACGAGAACGGGACCCUGGACCUGAGCAUGCAUAAGCACCGCAAGCGGGGCAGUGCCCUCCCCAGCAGCAGCAGCAACAGCAGCCCAGGCGUGAAGUCUCCUGAUGCCUCCCAGCGCCAGGGCGGCACCAGUGCCCCCAGCAGCUCCAUGACCUCGCCCCAGUCCAGCCAGGCCUCCCGCCAGGAUGAGUGGGACCGGCCUCUGGACUACACUAAGCCCAGCCGCCAGCGAGAGGAGGAGCCCGAGGAGUCAGAGCCAGCAGCCCAUUCUUUUGCUUCUUCUGAAGCAGAUGACCAGGAAGUGUCGGAAGAGAAUUUUGAGGAGCGGAAGUACCCCGGGGAAGUUACCCUGAGCAACUUUAAGCUGAAGUUUCUCUCCAAGGACAUAAAGAAGGAGCUGCUCACCUGUCCCACCCCAGGCUGUGAUGGCAGCGGCCACAUCACCGGAAACUAUGCCUCCCACCGCAGCCUCUCUGGUUGCCCUCUUGCUGACAAGAGCCUCAGAAACCUCAUGGCUGCCCAUUCUGCUGACCUCAAGUGCCCCACGCCUGGCUGUGACGGCUCUGGCCACAUAACGGGGAACUACGCAUCGCACCGGAGCUUGUCCGGCUGCCCUCGUGCCAAGAAAGGUGGAGCCAAGGUGACCCCCACGAAGGAUGACAGGGAGGAUCCUGAGCUGAUGAAGUGCCCAGUUCCAGGCUGCGUGGGGCUUGGUCACAUCAGCGGAAAGUAUGCCUCUCACAGAAGUGCAUCUGGCUGCCCACUGGCCGCCCGGAGGCAGAAAGAGGGUUCCCUCAAUGGCUCGUCGUUUUCCUGGAAAUCACUGAAGAACGAGGGGCCCACCUGCCCCACUCCGGGCUGUGACGGCUCCGGCCACGCCAACGGGAGCUUCCUCACCCAUCGGAGCUUGUCUGGCUGUCCCAGAGCGACCUUUGCUGGAAAGAAGGGAAAGCUCUCAGGGGACGAGGCUCUCAGCACGAAGUUCAAAACGAGUGACGUGCUGGAGAAUGACGAGGAGAUCAAGCAGCUGAACCAGGAGAUUCGCGACCUGAAUGAGUCCAAUUCAGAGAUGGAGGCCGCCAUGGUACAGCUGCAGUCCCAGAUCUCUUCCAUGGAGAAGAGCCUGAGGAACAUCGAGGAGGAGAACAAGCUCAUUGAGGAGCAGAAUGAAGCCCUGUUUCUAGAGCUGUCGGGCCUGAGCCAGGCCCUCAUCCAAAGCCUCGCCAACAUCCGCCUUCCACACAUGGAGCCAAUAUGUGAACAGAAUUUCGACGCCUAUGUAAGCACCCUCACCGACAUGUACUCCAACCAGGAAUGCUACCAGAACCCCGCGAACAAGGACCUCCUGGAGAGCAUCAAGCAGGCCGUGAGGGGCAUCCAGGUCUAG
Equus quagga is the source of this 3381-nucleotide messenger RNA. RefSeq names its product myelin transcription factor 1 (gene MYT1). Gene Ontology annotation, biological process: regulation of transcription by RNA polymerase II. The record is from RefSeq and is a predicted model, not a curated record. Gene Ontology annotation, cellular component: nucleus. The transcript is spliced from 22 exons. Gene Ontology annotation, molecular function: DNA-binding transcription factor activity, RNA polymerase II-specific; RNA polymerase II cis-regulatory region sequence-specific DNA binding; zinc ion binding. The coding region runs from base 97 to 3381 and encodes 1094 amino acids. NCBI's taxonomy places the organism in Eukaryota, Metazoa, Chordata, Mammalia, Perissodactyla, Equidae.